AUGGUAAAUGUAAAUCCAGACAUGGCCAUCUUUAUCACUAUGAAUCCGGGCUACGCUGGUCGAUCUAAUCUACCAGAUAAUCUUAAAAAGUUAUUCCGCUCACUCGCGAUGACACAACCAGAUCGGCAACUCAUCGCUCAGGUGAUGCUUUACUCUCAGGGUUUCCGUACUGCGGAGAAUCUUGCCAACAAGGUUGUUCCUUUCUUCAAACUCUGCGAUGAACAACUUUCACCUCAGUCUCAUUACGAUUUUGGUCUUAGGGCACUAAAAUCGGUACUUGUUUCAGCUGGGAACGUGAAGCGUGAACGAAUCCGUUUGGUCAAAGAUGAGAUUGCUGCGAGGAACGAGAAGAUUGACGAAACAGCAAUCGCCGAGCAGCUUCCUGAGCAAGAAAUUCUUAUUCAGUCCGUUAUGAAGACCAUGGUGCCCAAAUUAGUUGCCGAGGAUAUUCCUCUACUCUACAGUCUUUUGGCAGAUGUCUUCCCGGGAAUAAAAUAUAGUCAAUCGGCCAUGAAGAGUCUUAGGCGUGAAUUGCGCCGUGUAGCCGAAGAGCUCUUUUAUGUUUUCGACGACGAGGGUCUCGAUUCAGUUUCUCCAGUCGGCGCUGCCUCCUGCGACUUAUCAGGCUCAUCCAGUACCUCAAAUACUCCCGGCCGUUUAUGGGUAGAAAAGGUGCUUCAACUAGACCAAAUCGUCUCUAUCCAUCAUGGUUUGAUGAUGGUUGGACCUUCCGGCAGUGGAAAGUCUUCUGCUUGGCGAGUCCUUUUAAAAGCGCUUGAGCGUCUUGAGGGGAUCGAGGGAGUGGCUCAUGUUAUCGAUCCGAAAUCAAUCAGCAAAGACAAUCUCUACGGCUACUUGGAUCCAAAUACGAGGGAGUGGACUGACGGUCUUUUCACACACAUCCUUAGGAAGUAA
Messenger RNA from Protopolystoma xenopodis, 915 nucleotides. The record is from the annotation of a GenBank genome assembly. NCBI's taxonomy places the organism in Eukaryota, Metazoa, Platyhelminthes, Monogenea, Polystomatidea, Polystomatidae.